CAAAGCCCAAUCAUAGCACCCCUCGGGGUUCUCUCUCCAUCUUUUCCCUCUCUUUCUUCCUUCCUUCCUCGUUCCUCCCUGGUUGCCCAAAUUCUAGGGUUCAGGCGCAUCAGUUUCGAAGAGGUUUCUCCGCACAAAUCAACCGGCGAGGCUUCGUUACUCGCCAACAGAAUCCGGCUAUAUUUUACACUCCAUCCAUUUACCCUAACCGUUCUAUCCAGAACUCCAGUCUGAUCUUCCUGCGUCCGGCGUCGAAUCCAUCAUCGUCACUGGCCGCCAAUCACCACCAGUCUCCGCUAUAUCCACCGAGACCCUACCAGCUCCGACCGCCAAUUAUCCACUCCGACCAGUAUCAGAGCACGGUCAUUGCUGUAGAAUAAAAGGGAAGAGGAUUAGGACUAUCUUGAGAUGGUUUGUUGACUCUGCUCGCUUUCUCAUCACCUUACCUCUCAACCUUAGGUUAGUAUAUCUAGACGUUCCGGGCUUAUAGAUUAGGGUUUAAAGUUGGCUGUUAACCGGAGAGAGAAGAGAAGAGAAGAGCGGAGCAAUGAAUCCCUUGACGCUUGUGAAACGUAUCCAGAGCAUCAACUCUAAGGAAGCCGCUUUAGGGAUUUCAGAGGAAGCUUCGUGGCACGCAAAGUACAGAGAUUCAGCUUACGUCUUCGUCGGUGGGAUUCCUUUUGAUCUCACCGAAGGCGAUCUCCUUGCUGUGUUUGCUCAGUAUGGAGAGGUCGUGGAUGUUAACCUAGUUAGAGACAAGGGUACUGGCAAAUCAAAAGGUUUUGCGUUUAUUGCCUAUGAGGAUCAAAGAAGUACUAAUCUUGCCGUAGACAAUCUCAAUGGGGCACAGGUCCUUGGUCGCGUGAUAAGGGUUGAUCAUGUUACUAGCUACAAGAAGAGAGAAGAGGAAGACGAGGAGACAGCACAGAAAAAUAGGGAGGCUCGAGGUGUUUGCCGUGCGUUUCAGAAAGGGGAAUGUACACGUGGAGCUGGUUGCAAAUUUUCACAUGAUGAACAGAGAGCUGCAAACACAGGUUGGGGUGCUCAAGAUAGAAGUCCAAGGUGGGGACAGGAUAAGUUUGAUGGUCCACAGAAGGGUGAAGAGGAAGAUGAGGAGACAGAGCGAAAAAAGAGGGCGGCUCGAGGUGUUUGUUAUGCCUUUCAGAAAGGGGAAUGUACUCGUGGAGCUCGUUGCAAAUUUUCACAUGAUGAUCAGAGAGCUGCCAACAUGGAUCGGGGUGCUGAAGAUAAAAGUCCAAAAAGGGGCUAUGAUAAAUUUGAUGGUCCAAAGAAGCGUGAAAAAGUUGUCGAUGAGAGAUCUAGUGGAAGAAACUCUAGACUGAGUGACCUGAGAGAAGAGGGAAGGAGAUCAAGGAAUUAUGAUGAUUAUGGAAGUGGGCCGCAGUCCGGAGAAGACCAGAGGACCGUAAGGCCAAGGGAUAGUCUGUAUGAGAAAAGGUCAAGAGAGGAUGUUCAUAGGAGAGAUGAAAAGAGAUUGAAAAGGGAUGAGGAUGAUGAGAAGAGCACAAGAAGGCAUGAAAGCGAUGACUUCAAGGCCAAAUCAAGGAGCAUGAAGACACACGAAGGCGGUUAUGGAGGGGAAGAGAAGAGUUUCAGGAGACAGAACAGUGAUGAACUUGGAUCGAGGUCAAUGGAAGAUGACAACAGGAGGCACGAGAAAACUUCGAGAGGGAAUGAGUCCAAGUACUAUGCUAGGGAUGAUAGAGACAAAAAGAGAGACGAGAAACGGUCUGCUCGUGGAAUGGAUUCUUCGUCUGAUCGUGAUAAAAGAGACGAUCACAGGAAUAGAUAGAAUCUACUGGGGCUUUCCGAUACAGAGUUUGCAGCUUGAGUUCUGACGACAUGGUUUGAAGGUAUUGGUCUCUAUCUCAGUUCAGAUUUGUUCUACCUUCUCCUAGAUUCGUGUGAUCCAAUCUAUGAGUCGCAGCUUAGAGAAGCAGGAUGCAUUCAUGACACACUUAACAGCAUUUACUUCGUAGGGCCAAUGUAGCUCAUGAACCGCUUGGUCAUUUUGACUACAUUUCCAUCUUAAUGUCGGUGUUCCAUGUUGACAGCAUGUAUUUCUUAGUGCCAAUGCAGCCUUUGUUAUGCCGUUCAACAUUCAUAUGUCAGGUUCUCCUUUUCUGAAGGGAAAAUCAUAUAUGACGGCAAUUCAAGUCGAGACUGGGCAAUUUUUGUUUUCUUUCACAGGCUCAUAGCACUUGUGGGUUAAUAGCUUCUCCAGGUUGCUUCAAUUACUCUUUGCUAAAUCCAAUUUUCCGACUCCAGCAUAAGAAUGCAUCGUUGCUAAUUUGAUGUUUCAUCUUCAAACAGAUAUAUGAUAUAUCAGCGAAGUAAAAAGUUUGAACUACAGGGUCGUUUGGAAGUUGUGAUUGUUUGUUGAAUACAUGUAUUGUGCGCAAUACAAU
Messenger RNA from Linum tenue, 2429 nucleotides. Lineage: Eukaryota; Viridiplantae; Streptophyta; Magnoliopsida; Malpighiales; Linaceae. The record is from the annotation of a GenBank genome assembly.